Molecule: messenger RNA, 3973 nt
Organism: Salvelinus fontinalis (brook trout)
Lineage: Eukaryota; Metazoa; Chordata; Actinopteri; Salmoniformes; Salmonidae
Product: protein kinase C and casein kinase substrate in neurons protein 2-like
Exons: 11
Coding region: 211-1701 (496 amino acids)
Biological process (GO): plasma membrane tubulation; regulation of endocytosis; cytoskeleton organization
Cellular component (GO): plasma membrane; endosome; cytoplasm
Molecular function (GO): protein binding; phospholipid binding
Source: RefSeq, a predicted model, not a curated record
CAUCCCUCAGCUGUAUACGAAAACAAGUGGCAGGGCUGCCGUUUUCUAAACAAUAUCAGUGGCCAUAUAUUCAUUUUGUUUGCGGUUCUUGAGAUUUCAACUAUUAUUUUGAAGGUUUUCUAUUUUGCAUACCGGAAGAGAUGGUGGGUGCGUUGAUGCUGCGGCUCCUGUUGCUGCCCCUGAGGACUCUGGGUACUGAGGGCAGCAGCCAUGUCCGGCUCCUACGAUGACUCCAUGGUCGACGUCUCCAGUGACAGCUUCUGGGAGGUGGGGAACUACAAGCGGACAGUGAGGCGGGUGGACGAUGGCAGUCGCCUGUGUAACGACCUGAUGAACUGUCUCCAUGAGCGGGCGCGCAUCGAGAAGUCCUACGCACAGCAGCUCACAGAGUGGUCCAAACGCUGGAGACAGCUUAUAGAGAAAGGCCCUCAGUACGGGACCCUGGAGCGGGCGUGGGGUGCCCUGUGCACGGAGGCGGAGAAGGUGAGCGAGCUCCACAUGGAGGUGAAGGCGGCGCUGAUGGGGGAGGACUUUGAGAAGCUCAAGGUGUGGCAGAGGGACUACUACCACAAACAGAUGAUUGGAGGCUUCAAGGAGACCAAGGAGGCUGACGACGGCUUCCGCAAGGCCCAGAAACCCUGGGCCAAGAAACUGAAAGAGAUGGAGACGAUGAAGAAGGCGUACCACGGGGCCUGUAAGGAAGAGAAGCUGGCCACCAGCCGGGAGAACAACAGCAAGCUGGAGAACAACAGCAACCCUGAGGCCCAGAAGAAACUGCAGGACAAGGUGGAGAAGUGCCAGCAGGAGAUGGAGAAGACUAAGGAGCGCUAUGAGAAGUCUCUGGAGGAGCUGGACAAGGUGACUCCCCAGUACAUGGAGAACAUGGAGCAGGUGUUUGAACAAUGGCAGCAGUUUGAGGACAAACGCAUCACCUUCUUCAAAGCACUUCUGCUGGAAGUCAAGCAUCAUCUCGACCUCUCCACUAAUCACAAAUUCCAGACAGUCUACCACACGUUGGAGGACACUAUCUCUGCUGCUGACGCUGAGGAGGACCUCAAGUGGUUCCGCUCCAACCACGGUCCUGGCAUGCCCAUGAACUGGCCCCAGUUUGAGGACUGGUCCAUAGAUUUGAACCGUACACUGAGUCGGCGAGAGACUAAGAAGAAGCCCUCCGAGGGAGUCACCCUGACGGGCAUCAGCCAAAUGGAAGAGCAGCAGGCAGCCAAGAGCAGCAGCAGCCUGACUGUGCCCACUAGCACAGAGCCGGUGGGUUCGAACCCCUUCGAGGAUGCCGACGACGAGGAUCUCCAGGGGACCGUGAAGGAACAGCCCACUGUCGUCAACAACAACAACAACAGCAGUCCGCUCAAUGUCAAAAAAGUGGAGGAAGUGAAAAUCGCCAGCAGUGUGGAGAAGUCGCAAGAGUGGUCGGAUGAGGAAACUGGGGUGAACCCGUUUUCCAUUGAGGACGCCAACGGCGAUGGGAACCCGUUUGAGGUGGAGCCGGCGUCCUCGGGGGUGUCUGUGGCCGUGCGUGCCCUUUACGAAUACGAAGGACAGGAGCGGGAUGAACUCAGCUUCAAAGCAGGCGAGGAGUUCACCAAGAUAGGAAACGAGGACGACCAGGGCUGGUGCAGAGGGCGCCUGAAAGACGGCGUGGUGGGCCUCUACCCCGCCAACUACGUAGAAGACAUCCAGUAAUGACAGAGCGAUGGACGAGGAGGAAAAUGAGAGAGGAUGGGGUGAAGAGGAGAAAGAAAGUGGAGGAGAUGGGUGGGCAGGGCAGGCCUCGCAUUCGCCCCUCUCACCCUACGUGGUAGAGGCUGGCCGCAGUGUGUGUGUGUGUGUGUGUGUGAAAGGGGUGGCAGAAGGAAGGGGUUUGCCCAUCGAAGGGUUGUAGCUCUCUCUGUUGUAUCUUCCUGGGUCCCAUGUCGUUAAGCACAAAUCUUCCUACUGCGGCCUGCUCUCGUUGUCAGCCUUUAUGAUGGGACACCCAGUACAGAGUCUAAAGCCAGCUACAAAAGCAAAUGUUACUUAAAGCCAUUACUGUUACAGAAAAUAAAUAUAAAAAUCUAUUUGAAACGUGUAACCUUCUAAUUGUAGCUUGAAGUUAUGAAGACGUUGAAAGAAUAAACUGAUUUAAAAGAUGUGAACAGACAUGGGAGAGGAUAUACAUGUGUCCCAUUCACGAGGUCUAGCACAUUUUAGAUUUGAUUUGAAACUGAUUAGAGACCUAAAAGUAAUCUCAGUUGAAUCUUUUAAUUAAUUUUUGUCAUAGACAAUUGGUGAUACAUAUUUUUAGUUCUAUAGAUCUGAUUCUAUUGCAAUGCCAAUUUGGAGUCCAGGAUCCGAUUUGGAAGUCUUAUGUCGAAAUGAGGUGAAUUCGUAAUUGCAUGUUAUUUCUUGCGCUGUUUUGUGUCCUUCACCCCAUCCUUUUGACAGUAAUCAAGGUUUUAUUUUUUUUUCACAUGAAAGCCAUUUGUCUGAAAUAUCAGAACCUACAGCCCCGUUUUCUUAUUUGACUUUUCAAAUAUUUUGAGAAAAGGGCUUGGAAUUCAUGGCAGUGCCGGUUCAGAACAAUUGUCUUUCUUAUCUGAUGCCUAUAGUUCAGAUUUGUCAAGUUUUGUUAUGCCUUUUUGUAUUUUAAAUCUGAUUUAUGUUUUGCUCAGCGAAUAGUUGAUGAAUGAGAGAAACCGAUAUGAUUAAUUAAAUCCAGUUGUUCCACCGUCACCAACCAGCCUGGUCUCAGAGCAUUUCAUAUUAUUCUGUAAAUGCUCUGAUACCAUGUUGCGCCAAACCACAUUUUAAUAAUAAGUGAUGCACUCAUAAGUUUUCCUGUAACCUUUACCCCUCAACUUUAAUUGAUUGUAUAUUCAUUAAUUGUUUCAUUGUAUUGGCUCACCUAUUGAUUGUACACGUUUGCUGGUCAUUUUAGUAUCGGGGACAUUCACCAGGGCGCAUAGGGUGCCAUUUGUGACAGCCUCUAUUCACACAAUUGACUUCACAUUCUGUUGGUAGAUUUUUACAUCAUGUGGAUGUUGUUUUUUUCUUUCCACACUGAAUGUUGGGCAAUAAGGUGUGUCACUUGAAGCUAGGAGCUUUAGCUGUAGCUUGCACUGGAUGUCCGAUUCAAAGCUUUGGGAGAAUAUACUUUUUUUUGUGGCAGCGAAACAAUGUUGCACAUUCAGCAAUAAAAACCACAGCUUUUACUGUUUUUCACAAACUAGAGGGUUCGAUUUAAUAAAAGUAUGUUUGCAUGUAAAUAGCGAGGAACCUACGAACAAAUUAAGCAGUUAUAGAUUAGGGAGUUGUGAUUUGGAAAUCAAAGACUGUUAAUUUAUGAGAUGCCUUACGUGUUUUUGUUCUCUGUCAGAUGAAAUGCUGUGAUCGGAAACAAAUCCGUUUGUACAAUUUUAUGUUUUAUGGCGAAUGUCUCGCGAAUUUGCUGUCUUGUUGCAUUUGUAAAUAUAAUUUAAUAACUAUCCAGAGCCUACUUAUGAUUAGUAAUUGACAAAUAACUGUGAGAUUAUAUUUGUCAUUUUCUUUUAAAAGUUAAUGAUUGACACACACACCCUUAACGCCACCACACGUCCAUUACCAGUAUUGGCAAACUAUCUGUUAUUUAGGACCUAUCCCAAUUCCCGUCUCUAGUAUAUGUUUCUCCUAUUGUUGACGAAUUGGCUCUUACAUUGUUGUGAGUGCAUUCUUUAGCAAACACUGUUUAUGCAUGAUGCUCCUGGAAAUAACCCCUACAUUUUAUGCCUACAACCGCAUAGCGAGAGAAAGAUCGAUUUGGUUUGAUAUUAGUUUUCUGUCAGUGUGAGUUUAUGCUGUGCGUUUCAGGUCAUGAGAUGUAUAUCAUUGGUUUCAGGUCAUGCCAUCAACAGAACACCGCAGCAGCUUUACUUGCACAACUCAGUUUGCCAAUGUUGUCCCACAGCAUACAUUAUAAAUGAAUUGAACGAAAAGAGAA